This is a messenger RNA of Rattus norvegicus (Norway rat), 3961 nucleotides long. RefSeq names its product ArfGAP with GTPase domain, ankyrin repeat and PH domain 3 (gene Agap3). NCBI's taxonomy places the organism in Eukaryota, Metazoa, Chordata, Mammalia, Rodentia, Muridae. Gene Ontology annotation, cellular component: neuron projection; cytoplasm. The record is from RefSeq and is a predicted model, not a curated record. Gene Ontology annotation, molecular function: GTPase activator activity; GTP binding; GTPase activity.
CUGAGGGCUCCCAGGGGCUGCCCUGCACCGCCGUUCCUGGGUGUUCCAGGCCAGACUUGCUGCCUCUCCUGGUUAGGCUGGCUUCAGGCCCUACCAGGUCUGGGCUUGCAGCCUCAAGUGGAAGAGUCGAGGGACUCUAUCGGCCCGCACCAGGUGCCUAGAGGCCGUUGGUCCGUGCGCCCCGGCCGCGGCCCCGGCCCGGGUCCAGCCCCGCGUCCCUCGCCAUGGGCCUGGCCUUCGCCUGUGGGCCCUGAGCAUGGAGCGGGGCUGGCCGCCCGGGGCAAGCUGCAGCGGGGAGCGGCCGGCCGUCUGCCGCCGCGCCCUCAGCGUCUGCGACUCGCUGGACCUGCACAGCACCUCGGCCGACCGGACCGCCGCCGCCCUGCAGGCCGCCUUGUGCACCGCGCACGAACAGCCUGCGCGGCCACGGAGCGUGUGCUCCGGGACUCCGGGGUCGGCGCCCUCUGGUGCGCGCGGCCUACUACUCGGCCUCUUGCGCCCGCGCCACGGCCGUCGGGGCCCUGCGCCCUCAGAACGGCCCGGCUCACCGCCGCCCAGUCCUGAGCUCAGCCCCGCGCCUACCUGGCGCAGCCGCGGUCCUGGAGAGAGGGCAUCCAGGCCGCGGCCCACCAGCAUGACGUUCCUGGAGGUGAACCGUCUAGAGCUGGCGGCUACGGAGGCGCCGGGCACAGGGCUUGGACGCACGGGAAGUUCGGGCUUCCUGCGAGGAGCGUCGCUGUGGAGUAGCCAGCGCUGGCAGGUGUUCCGUGGUGGUGGCAGCGGCCGCGGCGCAGAGAGUCCCCGGCGCGGGCUGUCCGCGCUCAGGAAGAGCUUUAGCUUCCGUCUGCGCCGCGGCCAGGAGAUCCGGCGCUCCGAAUCCGGGCUUCUUGCCCGGCCACCCCGCACGCGUACCCGCAGCGACGGCGACGCCAGCUCCCUGGGUACCUUCCCCAGUCGCCGAGACUUGCUGGGCACCGAUACCCCGUGCCCGCCACCGGAGCCUGGCCGCCCCCGCGCCGCCGCCAGCCUCUGGAAGCUGCUCACCAGCCGCUUCCGCCGGAGGGAGCCCGCGCCCGCAGCGCCGCUGUGGAGCCGCCGGGCAGCCCCAGCCCCAGGAUUCCUGGGCGCGCACAGCGACUCAUUUGUGAACAGCCAGGAGUGGACCCUGAGCCGCUCUGUGCCGGAGCUUAAAGUGGGCAUAGUGGGGAACCUGUCUAGUGGGAAAUCCGCCUUGGUUCACCGGUAUCUGACAGGGACCUACGUCCAGGAAGAAUCCCCUGAAGGGGGUCGGUUUAAAAAGGAGAUUGUGGUGGAUGGCCAGAGUUACCUGCUGCUGAUCCGAGAUGAAGGAGGCCCCCCUGAGCUCCAGUUUGCUGCCUGGGUGGAUGCGGUGGUGUUUGUGUUCAGCCUGGAGGAUGAAAUCAGCUUCCAGACAGUGUACAACUACUUCCUGCGCCUCUGCAGCUUCCGGAAUGCCAGCGAGGUGCCCAUGGUGCUGGUGGGCACGCAGGAUGCUAUCAGUGCUGCCAAUCCCCGGGUCAUUGAUGACAGCAGGGCCCGCAAGCUGUCCACAGACCUGAAGCGCUGUACCUACUAUGAGACAUGCGCAACCUAUGGGCUCAAUGUGGAGCGAGUCUUCCAGGACGUGGCCCAGAAAGUGGUAGCCUUGCGGAAGAAGCAGCAGCUGGCCAUCGGGCCCUGCAAGUCCCUGCCCAACUCACCCAGCCACUCGGCCGUGUCUGCUGCCUCCAUCCCAGCUGUGCACAUCAAUCAGGCCACGAACGGCGGCGGCAGCGCCUUCAGCGACUACUCCUCCUCAGUCCCCUCCACCCCUAGCAUCAGUCAGCGGGAGCUGCGCAUCGAGACCAUCGCUGCCUCUUCCACCCCCACACCCAUCCGCAAGCAGUCCAAGCGGCGCUCUAACAUCUUCACGUCUCGAAAAGGUGCUGACCCGGACAGGGAGAAGAAAGCUGCGGAGUGUAAAGUGGACAGCAUUGGGAGCGGCCGGGCCAUCCCUAUCAAGCAGGGGAUCCUGCUGAAAAGGAGCGGCAAAUCCUUGAACAAGGAGUGGAAAAAGAAGUAUGUGACACUGUGUGACAACGGGCUGCUUACUUACCACCCCAGCCUGCACGAUUACAUGCAGAACAUCCACGGCAAAGAGAUCGACCUCCUGCGGACCACAGUCAAAGUGCCAGGGAAGCGCCUGCCCCGAGCCACUCCCUCCACAGCUCCGGGCACCAGUCCCCGUGGUGCCAACGGGUUGGCCCUGGAGCGGAGUAACACACAGCUGGGUGGUACCACAGGUCGCCCCCACUCGGCCAGCAGUGCAUCCCUGCAUUCUGAGCGCCCUCACCGCUCAGCCUGGGCUGGCUCACGCCCUGAGGGGUUGCACCAGCGCUCCUGUUCCAUUUCCAGCACUGACCAGUGGAGUGCGGCAGCUGCCCUGCCUGCCAGCGUGCAGCGUCCUGCCAGUGGCCCAGCUGAGUUACUCAGUUCCAGCCCCAAGCUGGAGCCUCCCCCAUCUCCCCGCUCCAACCGGAAGAAGCAGCGCCGGAAAAAGAGCACCGGGACCCCCAGACCAGAUGGCCCCAACAGUGCUGCUGAAGAGACAGAGGAGUCCUUUGAAUUUGUGGUGGUGUCCCUCACUGGUCAGACCUGGCACUUCGAGGCCUCAACAGCGGAAGAGCGGGAGCUGUGGGUGCAGAGCGUACAGGCCCAAAUCCUCGCCAGCCUCCAGGGAUGUCGCAGCGCCAAGGACAAGACCCGGCUGGGGAACCAGAGCACAGCCCUGGCUGUGCAGACUGUCCGCACAGCCCGUGGCAAUAGCUUCUGUGUUGACUGCGAAGCUCCCAAUCCAGACUGGGCCAGCCUGAAUCUGGGUGCCCUGAUGUGUAUCGAGUGUUCAGGGAUCCACCGACACCUGGGAGCUCACCUGUCCCGAGUCCGCUCCCUGGACCUUGAUGACUGGCCACCCGAACUGCUAGCUGUCAUGACCGCAAUGGGCAAUGCCUUGGCUAACAGUGUCUGGGAGGGGGCUCUGGAUGGCUACUCGAAGCCAGGCCCAGAAGCCUGCAGAGAGGAGAAGGAACGCUGGAUCCGGGCCAAGUAUGAACAGAAGCUCUUCCUGGCCCCACUGCCGAGCUCGGAUGUGCCUCUGGGGCAGCAGUUACUCCGGGCCGUGGUGGAGGAUGACCUACGACUGCUGGUGAUGCUGCUGGCCCAUGGGUCCAAGGAGGAGGUGAACGAGACCUACGGGGAUGGCGAUGGCAGGACAGCCCUGCACCUGUCCAGUGCCAUGGCCAACGUCGUUUUCACACAGCUGCUCAUCUGGUACGGGGUGGACGUGAGGAGCCGUGAUGCCCGAGGCCUGACCCCACUGGCCUAUGCCCGCCGUGCCGGCAGCCAGGAGUGUGCAGACAUCUUGAUCCAGCAUGGGUGCCCCGGGGAGGGCUGUGGGUUAGCACCCACUCCCAACAGAGAGCCUGCCAACGGCACCAACCCUUCUGCAGAACUGCACCGCAGCCCUAGUAUCCUAUGAAGCUCAGGAAGAGGCCAGAGGGACCAGAAGGACUCCACAGCCUGGAGGGGACAUGGCGAAGCAGGGGUGCAGAGAAGAGGGGUGACGAGGGCGCAGGGAUGAAGAGGUCUGUGAUUAAGCUGCAGCAGAGCAGGGUCUGUCAUUCAGCCCUCUGCCCUGUGGUGCCAUUAAAGGACAGAACCCUUUGGAGGUGCCUGUGAGGAGAGGGGGGCAGGACCUCUCCCUCCUCCAGAACCCUGCCUCCUCAGGACACCUCCCACAGUCCUCCCUGCAGUGGACAGGGACACAGGACAUAAGAUGGGGUACCAGAUGAAAGAAAGACAAGGGGCCGAUCUGUGAGUCCCAUGUAAAACUUGUACAUUGGAAUAUUUAUGUUCGUGUAUAUACGUGGUGUGUGAGCCAAUAAACCAGGCUGUAUGUGUG